Messenger RNA from Aphanomyces astaci, 2561 nucleotides. RefSeq lists its product as hypothetical. The transcript is spliced from 5 exons. Gene Ontology annotation, biological process: negative regulation of transcription by RNA polymerase II; chromatin remodeling; DNA repair. The record is from RefSeq and is a predicted model, not a curated record. Gene Ontology annotation, molecular function: transcription corepressor activity. Gene Ontology annotation, cellular component: Swr1 complex; NuA4 histone acetyltransferase complex; nucleus. The coding region runs from base 1 to 1698 and encodes 565 amino acids. Lineage: Eukaryota; Oomycota; Saprolegniomycetes; Saprolegniales; Verrucalvaceae.
AUGGGGGAUGUGGCGGACAUCCUCGGCGUGAGCGGCGGCGGCACGACACCACCGCCAUCCAAAGGUCUCCAGAAGGACGAGAAGCCCAAAUCAAAGACAAAAGGAUUGCAUCGAGAAGUGCUACUUUUACAGGAGAGCAAGCAUGGCGGCGGGAUAACUCCCCGUGGCGUGGGUGGACGCACCCAUGUGUCCAUCAUGCCCGGAAGCAACCUUCCCAUGAAGAAGUCGCUGUUGUCGCAACGACCUGGGCUUCGCAACAAGUGGGUACGGCGGGAUUUCUUGAAUGCGGCGCGGACGGACGGGUUAGUGUUGACCCAUUGGGUCAAGUCGUCGCUUCCGGAAGGGUUGGAGUACCCAUUCGCCCGGUUCAACGUCACAUGCGAGCUCCCUGCAUGCUGCACGAAGGACGAGUUUGACAAAGUUCUCGCGGCCCAUCGAGAUCCGUUGAUUCCGACGCCGUGGACAUUCCACGAUACCACGUACCUCUGGGAUGUGUGCAAGCGCUUCGAAUUGCGGUGGGUCGUGAUCACCGAUCGGUUCACGGCGCCUUCGAACGUGGCUCGAUCCAUGGAGGACAUCAAGUACUGGUACUACGAAGUGGUGCGCCUUCUCGCAGAUUCGCGGCAGGUCAAGCCGGACACAUUAGGUGAUCGGGACUCCACCAAGUUGGAAGUGGACGGGUCAACACCUGCGACAGAGUCCCUGCCGUCCGUCGAGGCUAGUUCUAUUGACGAGAUCAAGUCGGAGCCUACGGGUGACGCGUCUGCCGGUGGCGUGGCCGACGACAGCGUCGCAUCAUCACCUCCCCCGUCGGUGGCCGCUCCCCCGUCCGCUUCAACCACGUCACAUGCUCAUCGUUUCCACAUUGCCUACGAAAAGCACCGCAAGGCGACGCUGGAGCUGCAGUUCAACCGGUCUACCGCCGAAGAAACAGCCAUCAAGAAGUUACAGGAUGAGCUUCGCCAAGUCGAACAGCAGCUCAAAAAAGCCAUCGUCAAGGUCGACGCCAAGAAGAAAAAGGAACUGGCGGACGCGCGGACCCAGCUCUCAAGGGACACGCCUGCCACUGGCGUGUACUUUCGAUCCUCGUUGCAAGCGCUGCCGUCGCUCAAGAUGGGACUCAGCGCCAAACUCGUCAAGAAGAUGACACUCAUGCUCGAAGAAUUUGGAGUGCCAGCUCGACCGAUGCCCACCAAGCAAGUGUCGGACUACUUCGACAAAGUACGCCAAGACAUCCUUGCUCUCCUCGCGCUGCGCAAGGCUUUGGCCGCCAAAGUGCAUGAAGUCCACGUCACCGCCGACAAGCUCACGGCGCUCACAGGCGUGCCACACAUUCCGCGCGCGACGAGUCAUGUCCCAGAUACACCGAUCAAUCAUCUCCCGACACUAGCGCCUGGAACGACCGCCACGCCCACUGCCGGAGCUAUGACACCCACGCCAUUAACCACCCCUACGCCCGUCGGCGCCGCGUCCAAGAUUUCCGUAAGGCCGGAGCAUCUAUAUCUUGUUUUGUGUGUGUAUAAUAUGUAUGUGCAAUGGGGAAUCUGCAUUUCUCACAUUAAUCACAUGUGGGUACUGUAUAGCAAAAGGGCGGCGGCUCGGGGCUCAAGCGCAAGGUGGUGGCGUCCGCGGGUGGCGGGGCGGCAGCGGCGGGCAAACGGCCCAAAAAGUAGUCUAGCUAACGAUGCUCCUAAUUGAAAGUGUUUUUCUUUUUGCAUUGACCGUGUUUUUUUUUUUUCAUCUUUUUUUUUCAGGUCAUCGCAUCGAGGUCGUUUUUUUUUUCGUUUUUUUUAGACUUUUUUUUUUCUGCCGCGGAUAGCAUCGACGAAUACGUACGUACUUCGUCAACGUAGUUUAGUAGCCGUAAGGAUGGUAGGCAGGGCCACCCAUGCCGCGACCGCCGCGGCCACCACGGCCACGACCGCCACGACCCCGAGGAGCGUACCCACCUCGGCCGCCACCGCGGCCACCGCGGAAACCACCGCGACCCCCACGGCCUCCACGACCGCCGUAGUUGUACCCGCGUUCGUUCACGCGCUUGGCAGUGACUUUGAGCUGUCGACCGCGGAACGUCGUGUCGUUGAGAAGAAGCGCGCUUUCGACGGCGUCGUGGUUGGCGAAUUCAAUGUACGCGUAUCCCUUGGGCUGGCCCGUGAACUUGUCGCACAGGAUGGUCACGCGGUUGAUGGUCCCGCAGCUCUGGAAAAGGGCUUGCAGUUCUUCAGGCGUGGACUCGUAGUCGACUUGGCCGAUAUAGAUGGAGUUCUCAUCGAUAGACGCUUGUUGUGCCGCGGUCGGUGCCGCAGGGGGCUGGUGUUCUUUUGGGAUUUGCGACUGAACGUGGCUGUGCAUUUGGUUGAGCUUCUGUGCCUCCUCUUCCAUUUCCAACACCCGACGCUUCAUGUCUUCGAUCUCUUGGUCCACUUCCUGAGCUUCAUUGCUUUCAAUCGCCUCAGCUUCUGCGGCGAGUUGGUCGACGUCGUGUUCCGUGUCCAUGGUGGUGGUGGUAGUGUGUGUGGGGCGUGGAGUUGCAGAAACCAAAACUGGGGGUUGUUGGUUCC